Molecule: messenger RNA, 2655 nt
Organism: Pelmatolapia mariae (spotted tilapia)
Lineage: Eukaryota; Metazoa; Chordata; Actinopteri; Cichliformes; Cichlidae
Gene: rad51c
Product: RAD51 paralog C
Exons: 4
Coding region: 58-1134 (358 amino acids)
Biological process (GO): meiotic DNA recombinase assembly; reciprocal meiotic recombination; DNA repair
Cellular component (GO): Rad51B-Rad51C-Rad51D-XRCC2 complex; Rad51C-XRCC3 complex; replication fork
Molecular function (GO): ATP binding; crossover junction DNA endonuclease activity; ATP-dependent DNA damage sensor activity
Source: RefSeq, a predicted model, not a curated record
CGCCGGUCGGCCGAUGACGGCGGGUUGCUUUGAAGCUGUUAGCGUUUAGCAGCAGAGAUGCAGAGACCGGUGUCCAGUUUGCCUCUGAGCCAGGCUGUGAGGCUGAAACUGGGCAGUGCUGGUUUCCAGCUCACCGCGGACCUAUUGGACUUCAAACCGGACAAGCUUAGCAAAGAGACCGGCCUGAGCGAAGAGGAGGCUGUGGAGGUGCUGAAGGCUGUGAAAGGUGGAGGAGGAGGCGGAAGUGGUGACGUCUCAGCAUCUCUGACCGCUCUGGAGCUCCUGCAGAAGGAGGAGGAGUUAAGGAGCAUCGUGACAUUCUCCUCUCAGCUAGACGAAUGUCUCGGAGGAGGAAUUCCUGUCGGGAAAAUAACGGAAGUCUGUGGAGUUCCAGGAAUCGGAAAAACGCAGCUGUGUCUGCAGCUGGCGGUGGAUGUUCAGGUGCCUCAGUGCUUCGGGGGGGUCGAAGGUCAGGUGAUGUUUAUCGACACAGAGGGCAGCUUCCUGCUUCAGAGGGUCACCGACAUCGCAGCAGCCGCCGUUAGACACUGCUCCUUAUUGGCUGAGGACGAUGAGCAACGAGCCGCCAUGGAGACCUUCACCGUGGAGACCAUCCUGUCCAACAUCUUCUUGGUGCGUUGCCAUGACUACGUGGAGCUGCUAGCCGAGCUCCAUCUACUUCCUGACUUCAUGUCGCAGCAUCCAAAGAUCCGCCUCCUGGUGAUCGACAGUGUGGCAUUUCCUUUCCGUUUGCUCUUUGACGAACUUUCAAAAAGGACACGCCUCCUUAAUGGCGUCGGCCAGCAGCUAAUCACCAUGGCAAUAAACUAUAACAUUGCAGUGGUAAUCACCAACCAGAUGACGACCCGGAUCCGGGACGGCCAAUCGCACAUUGUCCCUGCCCUUGGGGAGUGUUGGGGCCACGCCCCUACAAUCAGGCUCCUCCUACAGUGGGAAGGGUCGCGGCGUCUGGCGACCAUCUUUAAGUCUCCAUGUCACGUGGAAACCAUGGUGCAAUACCAGAUCACCCCCGAAGGCUUCAGAGAUGCCGAUCAAUUGGAAAUGCCGCACAGCAAACGGCCUCGUAUGGACACUGACCAAUCAGCUGCUGAGCCAAAAGACACAAGCAGCUGAUUGGUUGGAAACUGUCCAGUAAGAAGAGGCUGAUUGAGCAUUUGCCUUGUGUGGAUUUAAUGACACUGCUGUGUUCACACAGGAGGUUCCUGUUUAAAUAAAGUUCAGUUUGAGUCCAGCAGGUGGAGACACAGAACUGAUUAUCAGUCAGUGGCUCUUCCUGUCUGCGCCGUUCAUCCCUGACGUUCCCGAGCAGAUGCUGAAUACUUCUGCGUUUAGAGAAGCUGCUCUGCAGAAGAGCAGGGGUCAGAGGUUAGAGGGUGGCUCUCUUGCUUGCAGAUUCUUCAUAUUUAGAUAUGUUGAUAUCAUAUCAGUUUAUUAAAACAUUGUUUCUGUUGUUUCUACUGAGACGAUCUUGUCUUGCCCUCAGGUGCAACACACAUUACUGUUGUGUUCAAGCUUUUCUUUAGGAUUGUUUCUUCUGCUGGAAAUAGGCAGAAACACUGGUUCAUUUCCAGUCCACCCUCUCAGUCCAUGAUGAGUGUGAUUCUGUUUAGAGUGCCUAAGGGUCGCUUAAUUAAGGGGUGGGAUAGAAAUAUAGCGGUGAGCUUUGGGAUGUCCUCGCUUUUCUCUGAUGGAAAACAGGAGGAUUGAUGUGUUAAAGCUUCUUACUGACUGAUGACUAUAAGCAUCAAGCCACAAUGGAGACCUUCAUGACUGCUUGUAGAAAUCGUGUCUGGAAUUUUCACCUGUUGAGUUUAAAUGAGUUCAAAAACUUUAUUUAUCUCCGAGGGGCAAUUAAGAUAAAGUUUUUUGACAUGAAAUGGAUUUAUUCUUUUCUUUUAUUAUUGUGACAACAACAGUUAAAAUAAUGAAUCUCAUUGAUGAAACACCUUUCAGAAGCAGAAUAUGGUCAGAUCCAGCCAUUUUUGGACAGAAAUGUUAUGGCCAGGGUCGCCAACAAGGGGGAGGCAGGGGGGCCACUGGCCACCCCCAAAAAUUUACAAGACUGUCUAAUGUUGGUUAUUAUUUUAAACAUGAGCACAAGAGACAGGAAGACACCCCACAGUGAGUUGAAAUAUUGUAUAUAAAUUUGCAAUAAUUGUAUACAAUUCUUUUGUCAUGCCUUCACGAUUUCCCGUCGUCCCUUCCUUCAUUGCAUUCCUUCACUGUUCUGUUUUUGGUGCGCCAUCUCAAUAUUUUUAGUGGCCCCCAUAUGAAAAAUAUUCUGGAGGCAUUCCUGGUUAUGGCUUCAAAAUCCAGAUGCUAACAGCAAUGCCCGGUGUCCAUCUUUUAUAUACAGUCUGUCUUUUCUCAUGGGAGAGUCCACACACAAAGCCCGUUGGGGUUACUUCAGGUAGGCCAUCUGACAUAAAUACAAAUCUGGCGAAGUAAAACAUGUCGAGCUGCCUGCUGUGCUGUUGUGAAUAAGGGAGCAGCUGGAAGCUUCUUCAGUGUGUGGAUUUUCCACACAGAAGUAACGAGAGAAAGGGCCACUAAUAAAUAAACACCAUCUCCCAUGAUGCACUUCUGCUGACAUUAUUGGCAGCUGCAGAAAUAAACUGAAAUAAUUUCAAAGAA